GUUUCUUUGAACCCGUGGAUUAACAUUUUCACUAUCGAGUGAUGAUAUUGCCAGUUAUCGCUGCUCUGAGUAGCGGCAUCGUCGUGAAGAAGAUGCAGGUUAUGCCGGUCUUCUCUUCGCGUUUCAAAGAACUGUGGGAAGAGUGGGAGCUCCGCGGUGUCGUGUUCCUCAGCCUCACCCUCCAAAUUAUGCUCAUUUGUAUGGGCAAUCGCCGCAAAUACAUUCACUCUGCCUUGUUCAGGGGGGUCGUUUGGCUGGCCUACCUAAUGGCUGAUUCAGUCGCGAUCUAUGCGCUUGGCAUAAUCACGAACAAGCUCACAAAUUUAAACAGCCAAAGUGUGGACGCGGACACCCAGCUGAAUGCGUUCUGGGCGCCAUUCCUCUUGUUACACUUAGGAGGCCCUGACACCAUCACAGCAUAUGCCCUAGAAGACAAUGAGCUCUGGUUGAGGCACUUGUUGGCACUAGUCACCCAAGCAGGAGUGACAUUUUAUAUCUUCCUGAUGGCAUGGACUGGCCAAAAGAUAUCCAUCCUCGCCAUCGUGGUGAUUCUUGCCGGGCUCGUCAAGUAUGGUGAAAGGGUUUAUGUGCUCUGGACUGCCAGCAGUGAGCAGUUCAGGGACUCCAUCCCCGACCCGCCUCCUAAUUAUUCCAAGAUAUUGGAGCAACAUAAGUUGAUGAAGGCUGAGGGCUACGAUGUCAUACCGCAUGAAGUGAUCGAGGUCCGCAAUGUGAUCAUGGAAAACACUGUGGAUGGUGCCGAUCUUUUAUCUCCAGAGGAAAACCUCGAUCUGGAGCAACUUUAUAAGCGUAAGCAAGGAGAAUUGCUUGUGGCCAGAGGCUUGGUUAAAAUAUUCCAACGCCUUUUCGCAGAUCUCCUGCUGAGGUUCGAGGAUCGCGACACAAGUAAGUUGGUUCUCAAAGAUAAUAAUUUCCUCGUGGUCUUCAAGAUCAUCGAGAUUGAAUUGGGAAUCAUGUACGAUUUGCUCUACACAAAGGCCAAGGCAAUACAUACUAGCUGGGGCUUGGCUCGUCGCACAACCGGAUUGGUUUCAAUCUGCUUCGUAUUGGUUCUCUUCAUCCCGAUCAAGGAUCAGAAUUACUCAGUAGCUGAUCUUUAUUUGACCUUUAUACUGCUAGCAGUGGCCAUAUUCCUGGAGAUUUAUGCUUUGGUUGUUCUUCUUUUCUCUGAUAAGACGGCUUGUUGGUUGAUUAAGGAAAAGAAAUUCGCAGUCUUGGAUUUCAUCAAUUGGUUGCAACCACUGACUAAACGGCACCAAUGGUCGGAUCACAUGGCUCAAUACAGCCUAUUGAGCUUUGCCAUCAAAGAGAAGCACCUCUUUUGCCAUCGACUCCUCGAAUUUCUGCACAUUGAUGAGAAGGUCGAGAAGCUCCUCUACAGACAUCACAAGGAAGUGACCAAAGAUCUAAAGAAAUUUAUAAUGUCACAUUUCAAGGAAAUGCAGUCUCUGUGGACCACCAGAGGAAGCAGGGUGCUCGAAAAGUUCAACAGAAUGGAGAGUUUAAAAUGGAGCAUUGAGUUGGAGUUCGACCAAAGCAUCCUCAUUUGGCAUAUCGCGACCGAAUUAUGUUGCCACCCAAAAGACAAAGACAGUUUGAAAAACCCGGUUUACAACGAAGAUCAUAUAAUAGAAAACAUCAAAUCGGGAUCCAAGAUCAGCAAGCGCUUGUCUCGAUACAUGUUAUAUAUCCUUGUCAUGUAUCCUGCGAUGCUGCCGACCGGGAUUGGACGCAUCAAGUUUCAAGAGACCUAUGUUGAGGCCAUGAAAUUCUUCAAUGAGUUCCACGAGCCCAACAAAGCAAACGUUCAAGGUUAUAUGAAGUACGUGAUGAAAUGUGCAGGAUUCUGCACAAGUGCUUGGCAACAUAUCAAGAAGAAAAAGAAGCGCAAAUUCGAUAUUACCAGUGCCUGCAACCAGCUGCGGGACCAGGUGAAGACAAAGCUGAAUUUGACGGUUGCAAAGGGAGACCGGAGCAAGUACGUGCUGUUCCACGGGUGUCGGCUCGCGUCACAGCUGGACAAGAUCGAAAGUCAAGAGGAGAAGUGGGAGAUAAUAAGCGAGGUGUGGGUUGAGAUGUUGAUUUAUGCAGCGACUAAGUGUAAAGGGAGUUAUCAUGCACAGCAACUGAGGAGAGGAGGAGAGCUUCUGACUCAUGUCUGGCUCAUGAUGGCUCACUUUGGCUUGACUGAUCACUUCCAGAUUCCACAUACCCCUGCCAUAGCUGAGCUGAUUAUGCAGUAGGAUAACACUUUCGGUUUUAUUUCAAGCAUAAAUUGUAAUUAUCCAAAUGGUUUAGCAUGCUGUUCUAUAUUGGAUAUGCUUAACUAAUUGCGACUUCCUUUGUGGAGCUUGUGAAUUUUGUAUGAUGUAACUCAAUA
This is a messenger RNA of Eucalyptus grandis, 2401 nucleotides long. RefSeq lists its product as uncharacterized. The record is from RefSeq and is a predicted model, not a curated record. Bases 42 to 2264 code for a protein of 740 amino acids. NCBI's taxonomy places the organism in Eukaryota, Viridiplantae, Streptophyta, Magnoliopsida, Myrtales, Myrtaceae. The transcript is spliced from 2 exons.